Molecule: messenger RNA, 1671 nt
Organism: Dovyalis caffra
Lineage: Eukaryota; Viridiplantae; Streptophyta; Magnoliopsida; Malpighiales; Salicaceae
Source: the annotation of a GenBank genome assembly
AUGCUCGAAACCUUUUCAUCUUCAAAAUCUCAAAAUUUACCAGUUAAAUUCGUUUACAAUGGGACACAACAAGAAAGAGAAGAGAAAGUAUCAUUAGAACUCACAGAAGAAAUUCUUCAAAGCAUGGAAACUGGCAUGGUUUUUAGAGAUUAUAAUGGAAGAAUCAGUUCAAUGGAUUUUCAUAAGACAUCAAGUUAUUUAGUAACUGCUAGUGACGAUGAAUCUAUUCGACUUUAUGAUGUUGCUGGGGCCACAUGUUUGAAGGCAAUUAAUAGCAAAAAGUAUGGGGUUGAUCUGGUUUGCUUUACAUCUGAUCCUACGACUGUUUUAUACUCCUCAAAAAAUGGAUGGGAUGAGUCUCUGCGGCUUCUCUCGUUGAAUGAUAACAAGUAUUUGCGGUAUUUUAGAGGUCAUCAUGACAGGGUGGUCUCGCUAAGCUUGUGCUCUCGCAAAGAAUGCUUUAUCUCCGGUUCUCUCGAUCGAACUGUUUUGCUCUGGGAUCAACGAGCUGAAAAGUGUCAGGGUCUUUUACGUGUACAAGGAAGGCCUGCUGCAGCAUAUGAUGAUCAAGGGCUAAUCUUUGCAAUUGCAUUUGGAGGAUACAUAAGAAUGUUUGAUUCUCGCAAGUAUGAGAAGGGUCCUUUUGACAUCUUUUCUGUUGGGGGAGAUGUAUCUGAUGCGAAUGUCGUAAAGUUCAGCAAUGAUGGAAGACUUACCCUCUUGACAACUAUGGAUGGGCAUAUUCAUGUACUUGAUUCAUUCCGUGGAACACUUUUAUCAACAUACAAUGUGAAACCAGUUUCAAUCAAUUCCACAUUAGAGGCAUCUUUCAGCCCUGAAGGAAAAUUCGUUGUAUCAGGUUCUGGUGAUGGCCGAGUCCAUGCUUGGAGUGUAAGGAGCGGGAAAGAAGUUGCAAGUUGGGUGACAUAUGAAACUGAGCCACAUGUCAUAAAAUGGGCACCUGGAAGUCUUAUGUUUGCUACUGGGUCUUCUGAACUAUCAUUUUGGAUUCCGGACUUGUCUAAAUUAGCAGCUUAUGUUGGAAGGAAGCAGAGGCAGUCAACUACGCAUUGUAGAAAUCACCUUUCAACCUUUGGAGCUCCUUAUAAGGUUGUAGAUGAUCAGUUGCUUGUGGGCUGUUACAGUAUCAACCUCUUAUCACCAAAGGUGUUCCAGAGAAGGCAUAUUGAAGUUCAGGAAUACAAGUAUUGUCUAAUGUUCCUCAUUGGGGCCUCGGUUCUCCUCAUCCAUCAAAAGUUGAAGGCCAUUAAUGACAUUGGGGUCAUCUCGUGCCAUAAAGUGGGAAAAAUAUAUCCUGCUUCCCUAGGAGCUGCUUUAAGGGCUGCUCAUGGUCGGACAUGUAAUGAAAAUGGAAGUUUUGUGGCAAUUGUAAGCUUGUACGAGGACAAGUUGGAGAAUUCAUCCCUCAGCUGCAAGCUUUCAGUCAGUGCUGGGAAAGUGAGAAUCAAAAACUGGUUUCUGAGUAUACUUUAUGAUGAAGAAGAGAAGGGAAAUAGAGAAUCGCCAUGUCAAGAAGCUGGGACCCUACUGAAGGGUAACAAGUAUCCCCAACAUAGGAACUAUAGAAGCGGCAACCAGAGUGUAAGCAAAUUCAUAGCAACAAAAUCAAACACACAAAAGGAAACACUCUCCCUAUCAGCACGGAAGUAA